Nannospalax galili (Upper Galilee mountains blind mole rat) is the source of this 2632-nucleotide messenger RNA. RefSeq lists its product as uncharacterized. Lineage: Eukaryota; Metazoa; Chordata; Mammalia; Rodentia; Spalacidae. Gene Ontology annotation, molecular function: nucleic acid binding; zinc ion binding. The transcript has 2 exons. The record is from RefSeq and is a predicted model, not a curated record. Bases 386 to 1066 code for a protein of 226 amino acids.
UUCUGGGUAGAUCAUUGUUGAAACCAUCAGAGUAUAUUCGGUGGGCCAUGUGGUAUUAUGACCUUGCUGCCUCACAAGAUAGGGAUAAUGUUGCUUCUACUGAUGCACAAAUUAGAGGUAUUACUUAUCCUAUGCUAACAGGAACAAGUGCUUAUGAUUUGCCUGCCCAACAGGUUAAUGCACCUGAAGCUAUUCAUGUUCAGCUUGAGGAGAUCUGCCUUGAAGCUUGGGAUCAUGUACCACCUGAGGGAGAAAAGCAUGGUCCAUGGCUUAAAAUUAUUCAGGGAUCUCAGGAGCCGUAUGUAGAAUUUUUGGCUUGCCUUCAAAAGGCUGUGGAACACUCUGUGUGCCUGGAGUUGCUGCGCAAGAAGCAAUAGCAAAGGUCAUGGCUUACGAAAAUGCAAAUGAGGAUUGCCAAACAGCUAUUUUAUCUAUAAAAGAGACAGGUGAUAUUAUGGGAUAUGCUCGAGCCUGUCGUAAUGUUCAGUCUGAAACUAGAAAGAUGCAACUUUUUGCUCAAACUUUGGCAGCUUCUAUAAAUCCACAAAAGGGGACAGUUAAAUCGAAAGUGAAAUGUUUUGGUUGUGGUACCGAGGGACAUAUGAAAUGGCAGUGCCCUAAGGCACUGUCCUGGUCACCUGGAAAUGGAGUCUCCUUCUGGCAUCCCAGCCGAUGGAUCCUUUUGCAGACCUCAUCAAUGAAGACGGUGGUACAGUGCAGAAAGGAUCAGGGGAUGCCAUUCCAAACAAUGGCGGCAUUAUCACUGACCAGUAAACAUCGACAUCAUCAGAAAAAGUUAUCACCUCCCACUUGGGGUCAAUUGAAUGCCUUGACUUCUAAGGCUCGGUCUGUGGUUAAUCAUACAGGAAAAGAGCUUACCCCAGAACAUCUACUUUUAGCUAUGUGUGCUUUGAUUACUUGCACUUCUGCUGCUGAAACUGAGGUAAUAUAUUGCGCUCAUGUACCUAAUCCCCCUCUUCUCCAUCCCUAUACUUGGAAGGAACCUACUAUAGUAGUCACAACUUUUCCUAUGAAUGUGUUGUCUCCACCCUAUGGAACAGGUUAGCCAGAUUAUCCUAAUGAGGAAGGGACUGUUUUUAAUUAUACUCAAUUUGUGUCUUCUGAUAUUAUGUGCUUUGAAACUCCUCCUUGUUAUCCUAUAAGACAAGACAGCAGAAUUGGAUCGUUCCUAGUGGUAUUUGGAAUAGGAGUCGAAUUCGUAUGGUGCACCUCUCCACUCAGUCCGUAGGUUCCGAUUGGACAGAAUAUGAGGACACAGGUGCCCCGGCUAUGUCAGAAUGUGAAGGCUUCUCUUACGGUUGGAUAAAUGACUAUAAACCUUUGGUAUGGCAAAAUUGUAGAGGAAUGAAAGGAAAAAUUUAGAAGUUUCCAAAAUCAUACUUGGAUUGAUUGGGUCCUUUGGGAAGUUGGUUAAAAGGUUGUAGUGAUUAUAACAAGUCCAGCCCAUUUUGUAUCUUGAAUGAUACUGUUCCCAUGAGUAAUAAUAUAAAAAAUGGCAGGCUUAUCGCUUGGGUGGAUAGAGGAAUAGCUAAUCCUCGACCUCAGAUAAGAAUAUGAUCAAGAUUAUAGUCUCCUCAAUUACAUGUAUGGAAAUUAUUAGCUGCCUUUAAGCCUGUGGAUAUUUUAAAUGGCACUUAUGCUGGUACUAAGUCUUCUCCUGCAUAUUACAACUUUUUUAAGUUUAAAACCUAUAAUGUUACAGCUUGUGUACAUUUCCCUUUAGCAAUAUUAAUAGGACCCAUAAUCAUACAGGGGAUGAAGCUAACUUGUCAAAAUUGUCAUCCAUAUACUUGUCUUAAUAAUUCUAUAUUGUUUAAUCAAUCUUUUGAAUCAGUCAUGAUUUUAACUCAAAGAAAUUCUUAUGGAUUCCAGUGAAAAUGUAUCAUCCCUGGGAAAGCAGUCCUGUUCAAGGACUAAUUGUGUGAUUUUUUAAGACUGUUACGAUGAAGCAAACAUAUGAUUAGCUUGAUUAUUGCCACUAUUUUGGGACUCAUUGCUUUAGCUGAUACUGCUACUACUGCUGGUAUGGCACUUCAGAAAUCUGUACAAACUCAAGACUUUAUUGAACAUUGGCAUGAUGAUUCUCAUAAACUUUGGACACAUCAGGCUCAGAUUAACUCACAACUACAGGAAGAAAUUGUGGCUUUACAAGGGGGGGCUAUAUUAGUUGGGAAAUAAGCUAUUAGAAUUGUAAAAAGCUGUGCAAUAUGUAUGUGAUUGGAAUUCUCAAAUUUGUAUUACCCCAUAUAAAUAUAAUGAUUCCAAAUAUGAAUGGAAAAAUAUAGAAUUGUAUUUUCAAGGUAAAAUGAAUAAUGUAACGUUUAAUGAGAUACAAUUACAGGAAGAGAUAUAUGAGAUAUUUUCAGAGGAAAUACCUUCUACAAGUUCUAUUGAUCAAGUAGUUACUACCUUAGCGAAUACCCUUUCUGGUCUUGAUCCUCGAGGAUGGUGGCAAAGUUUUUCACAUAGCCUUGGAUCUUCAGCUGUUAUUUUUAUAAUACUUUUGUGCGUAGUGUUAGUAGGGUAUAGAUGUGUUCUUGGAAUCGUAUCUCGCCUUACUAAUAAGCAAUCUGCUGAAACAUUAAUUACUGCUUUGCAUUUUCAGAAUGAG